AUACAUACACACGCGACGCGACCACUAGUCGGAUUGAUUUGGUGCAUGCUGGUCUGGUGAUGAUAAGAGGUGAGGUGAGGAGAUUCUUUCGUGUGUUGGCAUACUACCAUAAUCCGCCACCGGUUCUGUGUCAUUUGUAUUGUGGAGGUCCAGAGUUGACUUCAAGACGCAAUUUUGUCCGCGUUCAUUCAACAUUGUUGACACCAAUGUCAGACCAGGAGGUCCCCACGCACGACGUUGGUCUUUACAAGGCUCCCUCGGGAGUCAGGGGUAUGACCUGCCUCGACCGUGAAGCUUUUGCCCAAACGAUUACUGUGCCGGUGAUUAGGAUACCAAAGGCAGCAAUUCACAAAUUAAUCAAGUCUCUGAAGAAGGUGGCACUACAAAGACCAGGGCUGAAACGUGUCAUCAAUGAACAUGGUGAUGAGGAGGAAAGUGAACACAAACUGCUUUUGCUGGACCCCACAAGGGUGACCUCUUCGGAUGACUUUAGUGAAGAAGAGUCGGCAGCACUGAAAGUCGCAAACGUACCACACGACAUCUUUAGGCACGAGUUGAAGCUAACCUACGAUAAUCUGAAAACCGAUGAAAUUUUACGUGCCGUACUACCAGAGGGACAGGAUGUUACCAGCGGCUUCAGCCGUGUGGGGCAUAUCGCACAUCUCAACCUACGAGAUCAUCAGCUACCGUAUGGCAAGCUUAUAGGAGAAGUACUCGUUGACAAAAAUCCAGGCAUCACCUGUGUGGUAAACAAGACAAACACAAUUGAUUCCACGUAUCGCAAUUUCCAAAUGGAAGUGCUGGCUGGGGACAACAACAUGGUGACGAAGGUGCGAGAGAACGGCUUCCAUUUCGAGUUUGACUUCUCCAAAGUCUACUGGAACCCACGGCUGAGCACAGAGCACGAACGAGUCGUGUCCAUGUUUAGUCGAGGCGACGUGAUCCUGGACGUGUUUGCAGGAGUAGGACCUUUCGCUGUGCCUGCGGCCCGUCGUGGUUGCACAGUCCUGGCCAAUGACCUCAACCCACAGUCCUUCCACUGGCUCAAGCACAACUGCCAGCUCAAUAAGGUGAACCAAAAGGUGACCACCUUCAACAUGGAUGGCCGCGAGUUUAUCAGAGGACCGGUCAGAGAGAGACUUCCUGCUUUGUUGUCUGGAGACGCCACGGUCCACUUUGUGAUGAACUUGCCGGCCCUGGCACUGGAGUUCCUUGAUGCGUUUCAAGAUCUCUUGGUGCCGCAGUCAAUUAAAGAGGAGGGUGGCUCUGGAAAGGUGAGACUGCCAAAGGUGCACUGCUACGGCUUCUCCAAGGAGGACGAUCCCCAGAAAGACGUGGUCAGGCGGGCUUCAGCCAGUCUUGGCUUUGAGCUGGAGGGACUCUGUUCGGUACACAAUGUCAGAAACGUGGCGCCCAACAAGGAAAUGAUGUGCGUGGCGUUUACACUGCCUUCAGAGGUGCUCUAUGGCAAAAACGCAGAAAAUUCAGAGGAACCAGCUGCCAAGAGACCUAAGUGUGAGGAGCAAUUGGACUGAAAGACUAUAAUCUCUACAUAAUUCUGUACAUUAUAUUUUUUAAUAAACUCUUUUUAAGAUUUUGUUUUUCAACUUUAUUUGAUAGGUGGACAGGAAGCGAAUUGGGAGAGAGACGGGGAGGGAUCGGCAAAGGACCUGGGUCAGCCGCAUGGCAGGCUGCCCUAUGGGUUGGCCACGGCAGGGCCUUUUAAUAAACUCUUAACGAUAACAUGA
This is a messenger RNA of Engraulis encrasicolus (European anchovy), 1748 nucleotides long. It is a transcript of the gene trmt5, whose product is annotated as tRNA methyltransferase 5. Gene Ontology annotation, molecular function: tRNA (guanine(37)-N1)-methyltransferase activity. The record is from RefSeq and is a predicted model, not a curated record. NCBI's taxonomy places the organism in Eukaryota, Metazoa, Chordata, Actinopteri, Clupeiformes, Engraulidae. Gene Ontology annotation, biological process: mitochondrial tRNA methylation; tRNA N1-guanine methylation. The coding region runs from base 60 to 1535 and encodes 491 amino acids. Gene Ontology annotation, cellular component: mitochondrial matrix; cytoplasm. The transcript has 5 exons.